AUGGGCGAGCCCAUUAAGGCGCCAAGCCAGACGCAGCAGCAUCAGCAGCAGCAUCAGCAGCAACAGCAGCAACAGCAGCGAGGACAGCAUCAACAGCAUCGCAGGCUGCAGCAGCAGCAGAGACUGCAGCAGCAUUACUCGCAGGAUGCAUGCAUCCUGCAGCAUCAGCAUCUGCAGCAGCAAUUAGGACCGUCAAUUCAUCAGCAGCAGCUGCUACCUCAGCAGCAGCUGCUAUUGCAGCAACAGCAACAGCAGCAACAGCAGCAACAGCAGCAACAUUUGCUGCAUGAGGAAUGUGUUCACAGCAGGAGACAUUGCUGGGAAUCCGAUCCUUCUGCUGCGGCUGCUGCCGCUGCUGCUGCUGCUGCUGGUGCUGCAGCACCAACAGCAGCAGCAGCAGCAGCAGCAGCAGCAGCAAAUGAUCCAUGGCAGGGGUACAAUGAUACCCACCCUUUAGUGCAGCAGCUGCUGGAGUACCAGAGGCAGCAAGAGCUGCUGCUGCAGCAGCAGCAUCUGCAGCAGCUGCAGCGUCUUGAUCAGCUGCUGCACCCGGGACCAUCAUGGCCUUACCAGAAGCAGCAGCAGCAGCAGCAGCAUGAGCUGCAGCAGCAGCAGCAGCGUGCGGUUUUCUCCAGCAGCAGAGAUCAUAUGCACCAUCAACAGCACAUGAGCAUGCAGCAGCAGCAGCAACAGCAGCAGCAGCAGCGACAGCAGCAGGAUCUGUUGUUGCCACCAGCUCGUCAGCAGCCGCAGCAACAACAACAGCAGCAGCAGCAGCAAUCGUUGCUGCUGCCUGGCCCGCAGCUAGAAGGGAGACGCUUGCUGCUGCCUGCUGCAGGUCUAAGAGAGAGGAGGAGACUUAGUGGCUCUCCCUUGAGUCCCUUGCUGCCUACACCGCUGCCUCCGCCGCUGCAGCAACAGCAGCAGCAGCAGCAUCUGCAGCAGCAGCAACAGCAGCAUCAUCAUCACCACCACCAGCAGCAACAGCAGCAACAGCAGCAGCAACAGCAGCAGCAGCAGCAGCAGAGGCGGACGUACAGCAGGAGACCCCACAUAGAUAGAAUAUCUGAGCUAAGAUAUCUACAUAAGCAGCUAAGUCCUGAGGAAUCAGCAGCAAGCAGCAGCAGCAACUCUCUGCUGCUGCUGCAGCAGCAACAGCAACAGCAGCAGCAGAAGCAGCAGCAGAAGCAGCAGCAGCAGCAGCCGCUACAGAAGCAACAUAGUAAUAAACAACACCUACAAAGAAAUGGCAAAGAAAAUGCAGCCCCUAAACAGCAGCAGCAGCAGCAACAGCAGCAACAGCAGCAACAGCAACAGCUGCACAAGCAAACGCAUCAUGAUAAACAUAACCAGCAGCAACAGCAACAGCAGCAGCAACAGCAGCAGCAACAGCAGCAGCAACAGCAGCAGCAACAGCAGCAGCAGCAGCAUAGAACACAACAGGACUUAAAUCCUCAGCAGCAACAACCGGCCACCAAGCAACCCCACCACCACCACCAGCAGCAGCAACAGAAGCAACAGCAGCAACAGCAGCAACAGCAGCAGGAGCAGGAGCAGCAGCAGCAGCAGCAGGAAGAUAAGCCAGUGUUAACAACACGUAUACAUUUAUCUAAGGAGGAGGAAGCAGCAAUAUCUUUGCUGCUGCAGCAAAGAAUAAAAAGAAUAAGAAUUGAGCAGCAAGUGCUGCGCAUAAUAAGAGAUAUACAAUGCAGGAAAGGAAAGAUUAAUUAUAAACAGCAAGAGUUGCUGCAGCAGCUGCUGCUGCUGCAGCAGGUCCUGCUGCAGCAGCAAGCACAUAUGUGGGAUACUGCUAUCAUCAUGAAAGCUGCUGCUAAUAGCAGCAGCAACAGCAGCAACAGCAACAACAGCAACAGCAGCAGCAGCAGCAGCAGCAGCAAUGGUAAUGGUAAUGGUAACAACAGCAACAGCAGCAGCAGCAAUGACAAUGGAGGUAACAGCAGUAAAGGAGAAGAAACGCAGCAGCAGCAACAGCAGCAACAGCAGCAGCAGCAGCAGCAGCAGGAGGAAGAGAAGGAGAAGGAGCAGCAAGAGGAGCUGCUGCAUGCAUUUGAAUUAGAGGUAAAGAAUAGUAUAAGUAGUAUAAGACAGCAGCAGGAGAAUCAUCAUGAGUUGCUGCUGCAGAUGCAGCAGCAAGUAGCAGCAAGUCGUGCACAUGUGCUGCAUGCAGCAGCAGCGCAGCAAAAGUUGCGGCAGCGGCUGCAGCAGCUAAAUGUUGAAUUUAGUAGGUUAUCCUUUGGUUACCCAGAGGAUGCAGCAGCAGCAGCAGCAGCAGCAGAAGCAGCAGCAGCAGCAGAGCGUCAACAACAACAGCAACAGGUGUUGCUACAACAACAACAACAGGUGCAGCAGCAGCAGCAAGUACUGCAGCAACUGCAGCAAAUCAGGCAGCAAAUGCAGCAAGAUGUUGUUGCUGCUAGGCAUAUUAGCUGCUGCCUGCAGAUAGAGGCAGCAGCAUUAUUAGAUAAAUUCAAGAGAGCAAAAAGGAAUAAUAUAUUAAGCAGCAGCAGCAGCAGCAGCAGCAGCAGCAGCAGCAAUAUGUUGCAGCAGCAGCAGCAGCAGCAACAGCAACUGCAGCAACAGCAGCAGCAGAUGCACAUCCAGAUGCAGCAGCAGCAGCAGUUGCAACUGCAGCAAAUACAACAGCAGCUACAAUAG
Molecule: messenger RNA, 2676 nt
Organism: Eimeria maxima
Lineage: Eukaryota; Apicomplexa; Conoidasida; Eucoccidiorida; Eimeriidae
Exons: 1
Coding region: 1-2676 (891 amino acids)
Source: RefSeq, a predicted model, not a curated record